AUAAUAACGAUAAAUUUAAUUAAAAUUAAAACAUAUUAAUAACAAUGGAGUUCGUAUUCAGUUCUUUGACAUAUUUGUUGCUAUUCGUGUUGACCGCGGUUCUGCUGUUUCUGAUCCGGGACGAAGUAAAGACCAAACGCGUGAACGAGGAUACGGGCGAGGGACUACUUGAACCACCAGCGCCAAAAUCGUGGCCAAUCAUUGGGCAUUUGUAUCUGAUGGCUCGUUACAAAGUACCAUACCGGGUGUUUAGAGAGAUUAUGGCCGAUCUGGGUGCCGUAUUCCGCAUGGAGCUAGGAUCGGUACCGUGCGUGGUCGUCAACGGACUUCAAAAUAUCCGAGAAGUGUUAAUGAUCAAAGGCGACCACUUCGAUAGCCGACCUUCUUUUCGUCGUUUCAAUCAGCUUUUUAAAGGCGACAAAAAUAACUCUUUGGCGUUUUGUGACUGGUCUCAACUACAGAAAUCUCGUCGCGAGCUGCUGAGAGCCCAUACGUUCCCCCAUGCCGCGUCAUCCAUGUACAACCGGUUGGACCAAUGCGUUAAGACCGAACUCGCCGAGCUGACAGACACCGUUGACGCUAUGUCCGACACGGGAUGCGUAGACCUGAAAAACAUAUUGCUUCACUCGUGCGCCAACAUGUUUAUGUCGUACUUUUGCUCCGCUCGCUUCUCCAAAUCGUACGACCGGUUCCGAAAUUUCGUCCGAAACUUCGACGAAGUCUUUUAUGACGUGAACACCGGAUCCGCCUGCGACUUCCUGCCCUGGUUGACGCCGUUGUACCGUAGACAUUUCAAUAAGUUACGAACGUGGAGCUCUUCCAUUCGACAAUUUAUGGUAACCGAAAUUUUCGAACGGAGGCGCUCGGCGUGGACGGUCGACAGCAAGCCGACAGACUUUGUGGACAGCAUUUUGGAAGCUUGUGCUCAACCGGAGAGGGAUGACGGGUUCAACGCCGACAUCGGUUUAUUCGCACUGGAAGACAUCAUUGGCGGUCACUCAGCCGUCACUAACUUCAUCGUUAAAGCGUUAGGGUUUUUGGUAGAACGGCCAGACGUGCAGCAACGCGUACAAGAAGAAGCGGAUGCCGCCGUCCGGGUGUCCGGGAACAUAGGGCUCGCCGACCGUUGUCAAAUGCCCUACACCGAAGCGGUCGUUUACGAAACAAUCCGGUUAAUAGCUUCGCCAAUUGUACCUCACAUGGCUAAUAGAGACACGUCCGUUGCGGGCAUGAGAAUCCCAAAGGGCACCACGGUGUUCGUCAACAACUACGACUUAAACAUGAGUCCGGAACUCUGGGAAAACCCGGAACAUUACGACCCGGAAAGGUUUAUAAACGAAGAAGGUAGACUGGAAAAGCCCGAUCAUUUUAUACCGUUCAGCGGCGGCAAACGAUCGUGCAUGGGAUACAAGCUGGUACAACUCAUAUCGUACUGCACUAUUGCCACUCUGCUUCACAAGUAUUUUUUACUACCCGUGGAAGACGUUUCAUACUCUGUACCAAAGGGUAAUUUGGCCUUACCUUACUCUACUUACCCGUUUAAACUCCGAAAAAGAACUGCCGAAUUCAAAAAAUAAAUUAAUAAUGGACAGCUAUAGUCAGCAGUCAGUCGUUGUUAAACAUGGAUGUAUUGCAAUGGAAAAUAAGUAAAUCUAUACAGUAAUUGUAUGUCUGUGUGUGUGUGUGUUGUGUGUUGUGUUUUGGGUGUUGUGUGCUGUUAAUAUUGUUAGAGAAGAUAUGGAUAUUAUGUACUAUUAGGCGGAUUUAACUUUAAAAGUUAUUUUAUGAUCUUGCAGUUUUGUUGUGAUUCUAUAACUCGUCAUCAGUAAAUUAGUUAAUCAUUUAAUUGGGGUUGUUACCAAGAGAAGAUCAAUUAACAAAGCUAAUC
Messenger RNA from Adelges cooleyi (spruce gall adelgid), 1888 nucleotides. Its product is annotated as cytochrome P450 307a1-like. NCBI's taxonomy places the organism in Eukaryota, Metazoa, Arthropoda, Insecta, Hemiptera, Adelgidae. The transcript is spliced from 3 exons. Gene Ontology annotation, molecular function: iron ion binding; monooxygenase activity; heme binding. Bases 45 to 1577 code for a protein of 510 amino acids. The record is from RefSeq and is a predicted model, not a curated record.